Pangasianodon hypophthalmus (striped catfish) is the source of this 8301-nucleotide messenger RNA. RefSeq names its product sodium channel, voltage-gated, type II, beta (gene scn2b). Lineage: Eukaryota; Metazoa; Chordata; Actinopteri; Siluriformes; Pangasiidae. The coding region runs from base 335 to 994 and encodes 219 amino acids. The transcript has 6 exons. Gene Ontology annotation, cellular component: membrane. The record is from RefSeq and is a predicted model, not a curated record.
CUAAUAUAAGGAUAUCUUCUGAUCACAUUAAACAUGCAUUAUUAAUUAUAAAAAUUUAUUGAAAUGUUUAUUUUUUUCACUUUGAGGAUUUCACUCAUGUUGUGAAAUGUGUGUUUAUAUUUAUAUACAGGACAGAGAAUAAUUAUAAACCUUCCCGCGUGUACAGAAACGGCACCACAACCAUAAAACCAAGCGUUUCUCCAGCUGCAGCCACUGCCAGCUCUCUCCCAGCUCUGACAAUAAGCUCUAUUAGAUAGCACUUGUGUCUGUAUGUAAGGACUGAAUAUCAGUGUGUGUGAGUCUGAUUGCUGUUAAAGGACGCUGUGGUGGGAAGAUGUGUGCUGUGCUGCGGGCGCGAGACGCGCAGGGAGCUUCAGCCAUUAUAGCAUCAGCACUGCUGGUAUUUACGGCUUCUUCUGUCUCCUCCAUGGAAGUGCUUGUGGCACAGCAGAUUAAUGCACUGAAUGGCACCAUGGUAAAGAUCUCCUGCACUUUCACGUCCUGCUACAAACUGGAUAUCAGCAAAUUUGCCAUGAACUGGACCUUCCAGCAGACCAAAAACGAUACCGAGGAGAUGUUUAUGACCUUUAAGAACAGAAUAACUACUUUGAAGACAGACCGUUUUGGGGACAGGGUAAAGUUUGCUGGAAACCUGGACAAAAAUGACCUUUCCAUCACCAUCUCAGACGUGCAGGGGACAGACCAGGGGAUCUAUAACUGUUAUGUACGCAAUCCUCCCGAUCGUGUCGAGGGCCGUGGCAGAAUCCAGCUGUCUGUAGUCAGUGAAUUGCCUCCUCCCAGAGACUCGACCAUCGCAGUGGCAGUCGGAGCUUCUAUAGGAGGGAUGCUGGCUAUGGUGAUCCUCUCCAUGGUGAUCAUCAAGUGUAUACGCAGACAUAAGAAACAGGAGCUCAUCUCUGAUGAACAGAAAAUGGAGGAGGAGGGUAAAACAGAUGGAGAUGGAGGAACAGAAGAAGGAACCAAACAAAUUUAACAUGGCUGUGACCUGAAGGCCCUAAACUUCGGUCGAGCCCCAUUCUUCACAUGCAGAAAUGACGUUUGCUUUAGCCAUCCCGCUGUGGCUGCAGUGCUUUCCUCGGUGUGGAUCUUUCCUCAUUUGUCCAGCCAAUAAACAAUAAACAAUUGGAUUUUUUGAGAAACUCAGCCAGUGCUAUACCUGCCAUACAUUCCAACGUGAGUCAGCGUAAAGCUUGAGAUCAGGUUUCUAUACUCCACUCUUCAAUUUAAUAUUGCUAACAAUCUUCCACACAGUAUUUGUAGAAGUCACACCACUUUAAAAAUAUUUUUGUUUUGUGUCUUCCAACCACUGCCAGACUAUUGUUAAAGUUAAAGCACACUAUUCCUACUUUUGCCUAAUUGGUAGUAGUUUGAUAACAGAUUUUUCUAGAUGUUUCUGCCGUCUUUAUUUGUAUUUCUCGUCUGAUGCAAAAAAAAAAGAAAGAAAGAAAGAAAGAAAGAAAGCCCUCUCUUUGAGAACCAAAUGUAUUGAUAAGUAUAGCAACAUUCCAAAAAAUCCACUUUGCUUUUGGGGUCUAAAUGUGUUUUUGCUCCUCUUUUACUAAUCAAGGGUGUGUUUCCUGAAAAAGAUCAAUUUUAGUGAAUAACAAAUAACUGAACAGAAGACACACGAGCGUGUUUUGUGAGCGUCUCUUGAAGACUUUUGUUAAAGGAUACGUAAAUAAUGAGUAUUUUUGUUGAGUAUUUCAGAGUCAGACGUGAAAAGCAGCACAAGCUGAUGAACUUCAGAUUCACAAAGAUAAACAAAGAUAAAUAAUAAACAGUACAAAUACUGUAGGCUUAUGAUGUUAAUUAAUAGACAUUUAUGAAAAUCACUAAAUUAUUGAUAUAUUUUAAUGCUUUAAUAAAUCUAUAAUAAAUAAACAAUGUAAUUUGUGAUAAAAAGUAAAAUUUGAUCUUUUUAGUAAGCGUUCACUAGCCAUGAGAGCUAAUUUCAUUUAGCGUUUGGUAGCUAGUCAGUGAAGUCAUUAAAAUUUAGCACAGAAUUCACAGAAUGUAUGUUAGCAUUCCAAAGCUAAUCGAUGGUAUUUUAGCUCAGCUUUAGUUAGCUAAUCUGAGGUAAUGUACUUUUGCAGCUGUUCCUCAGUCUGAGGUAAUUUAGGUAGUUUAAGUAAAGUUAUUUUACUUUGAAGUGUUAGUGGGACAAGAUGUGUGUGAACUAAAGUCUGAUGUAGAACAAAUCAUGAAAUAAAUCCUGUGUUUGUUAGAUUAUAAAACAUCUUUCAUGGUUAGACAAAUUGGACAAAAUGCUUAUUAACAAUAAUUAAUGCACUAAAAAUAUGUUAGCACGGACUUGCAGGGUCAGGCCUCACCGUGGGCUGGAGGAUGCAGAAGCCUCAUCACUGUUGGAGAAACACAUUUUAUAGGAAUUUAAUUAGGAAGAAGUUGGAGUUUUGGGGGUGUUCCUUCUUCCAAACUUCAGUUAUUUCCUAACUGCAUUUUGCGAGUAACAUCUUAACUUCUUGCUAAGACCGUGGGAGUGAGGAGAACUCGGAGAACUCGGAGAACUCGGAGAACUCUGAGAACUCGGAGAACUUGGACCAGAGCUCUGGGCAGCUUCUUAUCAGUGCAGAAUUGUUAAAUUGAUGCAUGCUGUAUAUCAUUUCCACAGCCAUGUAUCUUGGUCUGGAUGUAGCUGUAGUGUGUCUAGGAGAUGAGCUCAUGGAGAAGUACUGAUCUGAAAGUCAUUGGAGGAGGAGUGAAAUGAUCCAAUUAAAGACCUUCUUGGGGUUAAAUGCAGCCAGAUGGAGUGUAUAGUGGAAGGAAAGCUGAGUGAAAGCUGAGACUUGAGCUAGUGUGAUAGUGAAGGAGUGGCAUUAGGUCACUCAGUGUCCUUAUAGACUGUGAAAGAAUGACCAAUUAUCAGUGUAUUAGAUUGGAUGUCUGAUCAAGCCCCAAAGGGCAGCAUGGAUAAUGAGACAUGGCUCCUAUGAGCUGAAGGCAUGUCUGACCCAAGGAAGUGAUUGUGGCAGGUUGGAAAGCGAGGGCUGUUCCAGAGUUGAAGGAGAAAUAAAACCUACUUUCUGCAAGACAUCUGUGUGUUAGUUAACAUGAGCUGGGAGACAAAUGACCAGCGGAGACCAGCCUGAGUAAAGAGUUAUUUUAUAUUAUUAGACCAGUAAAGACCCGCUAGCAUGACCAUCAUACGCUGGUAGACCAGCUAAGCUUGCGGGUUUUGGGAAAUGCUCAUUAAUUAAAAAAACAUUCUUAAGAUGAAGUUAACAAACUACUUUACGAACCUUUCGAGAAACACACCCCAGAGCAGUAUUUUAGCAGCAGUACGUUUAAGAAGAAGUAAAAGUUCUGACUUUUUUUUCCUAUUUGGUCUUCAUAUAAUGACAUUAAAUUGUCAUUCAGGGAAAAUUUCUGAGAUAAAACAUGUUCUAAUAUAUUUAGAUUAAAAUGUUCUUAUAUAUAGUAUGCUUGAAUGAAUGUGUGAAAAGUAUUGUCAGACAUUCCUUGAGUAUUUUUUCUUUUGUAAAAGUAUGUAGCUAAACUAUUACGUUAUUUGUAAUAUAUAUGAUACUAAAUAUUGUUUUAAAAUAAUCAAAUCAAACAAAUACAUGGGGUUAUUUUUUAAGUGCGCAAAGUAAAAGUAAUUUAAUGCACAAAAAUAGGUCUUGUACGCAGGGUCAAAUCGUCUUUUCGCUGUAAUCGAUCCACACUAGAGUUCACUCGGAAGUGGGCCGAGACCAAUAUUAGCUUCUAAUUAGUUUCUAAACUAUUAGCAUCACUAAUGUAGAAAAACAUCUGUAGCUAUUUCUUACGCAAAUAACAGUGCACUGCAAGAAUGUCAUCUUAGCAAGUGAAAAUAUCUUAAAUAUGCUCAGAUUUAUCUAGUAUUUCCUAUUAUACAAUAGAUUACAUUAAACCAAAUCUAACAUUAUUAAACAUGUCUCUACACUUUCAAGCUUUAAAUCAAUUGGCAGAUAAUUUUACUUCUUUCUAGAAAUAAAUGCUAAAAAUGAGCAGAAUUUCUGCCAAUAGAACAAGACUUGAAAUUAAUAAACAUGACCAAAAUAUAUGAUUAGUAAUGUUAAAUUUGGUUUAUUUUAAUCUUAUGACAGGAAAUGCUAAAUAAAUCUGCCUAUAUUCAGUGUAUUUCCACUAUCAUUUUUGUGGCGAUCUAUAUUGUUGGUUAUUUAUAUUAAUAACUUAGGCAUUCACCGGUAUGAUAAUGUAAUAUUCCACUCUGCUUGCUCUACAUGCAGUUUAAAGUGCACUCUUCCAUACGGUACAUCGUUCAGUAGUAAAACAUAAACAAUAAAACAUUCUCAUCUCCAUAUCAAGAAAUAUUCCCCACCUUUCCACUGGCUUCAGUACUGAAUAGUGAAUAUUGGCAUGUUUUAUAUCCACUGCAUGUUGUAAAUAUACCCAACAAACUGUGCCGUGUUGAGAACUACUGAAUAAGGCUUGACUUGACAUAGGAAGUAUGAUAUAGUCCAUAACUCCUUAGCACCUAUUAUAGAAAUGAGCAAAAAUAUAUAUAUUUAAAAUGAAGAACAUAUAAAUGAGUGAUACUUUGAGCUUAAACACUGUAUGAUUUAGUUUUAUAUACCAGUUUUCCUAGAUAUUUCUAGAAUACUUGUUCUGUAAGUAUUCUACUCAUUCUACUAGUUUCUAAAUUAUUGGCAUUAUUGGCCCGAAUCCUAUAAUGACCAAACCUAAAACCAAACAUCAGUAUUGUGGGCUGCUCUCAGAAAAGAUUUCUUUCUUGUGACUCUUCCAGACAGAUGGUUGUUAUGGAGGUUACAUACAGGCGUAACUAGCCUUAUUCAGCCCUCAUAACCAUCAGCGGAAUUGAGAAUCACCUGUAUAACUUAUUCUAGCCACAAUAUAAUGAGGAACCUGUUGUGCCUUAGGACUAAAUGGAAUGGUGUUUGAAGAUGAUGCCAUAUUCACACCACUGGGAUCUAGGUUAACCUUGUAGAAUAAGGAAGAAUGCUGGCAAUGCUUAGGUAGCAGCAGUGCAGCCUUCCUUCAGCAGGAUGCCUCCAUGAAAUGCCCAUGAUGAGGAGAUACUCCCUACUGCAUUCCCACUGUGACCAAACCCUUCCAGAAACAUCAUCAUCAUCAUAAGCUUCAAACCUUGUAUUUAAACCUUUCAGAAACCUCGUUCACUCAACGUUGUACGAGUUAACCAAGACCUGGAAGUGUCUCAGAAUGGGUAAAGGACGUGAGGGUCAGAUUGCCCGCUCUCAGUUCUAGCUAGUCGACGUGUUCUGAGUUUACAUCAGGGUGCCACAUGCCCCUGUGCCCUUGUGGCUCCUCACUGCUCCCAAGCCUGCAACGGAAGCAUCUGUGGUGACUCUCUCUGAUGGGGCAUCACCUCUCAGCAGACCCCUUUCCUUAGAAAAGCUUUGCACCUCUAACAAACUAGGGCUUGUGCCAUUCUCGCAGAACCAAUUUGACAACCAUAUCAUGCAAAAAGGGAGGAUCUUUAAGAACCGGUCUAGAAUUGGAUGGAAACCGUCAUCAUUUUUCUGAACAAAAGGCACGUUAAGAAGAACCCUUCUUUUGUUUUGAACAAUGAGGUCCACCUUUUCAAUUGCGUCACUGGCCAAGAGAGAAUGAAAUUCUUGUGUCAUAGCAACAACUUUCUGGGAGUCUGUUAUAAACAAGGCCCUGAGGUCUCAAAACUUUGUAUUGUUUUGCGUUUGUAUUCCUGCAACAUCAUCAUCAGUCCACACUGAUCUGAUACUGUAGUUGCGCAAAAUGCUUUAUCUGCUGCCAGCCCCGCCCUUCAUCUGCAUGCUUAUGAGUUACGCUAACCACAGAGCAGAUUAUUCUCGUCAUACUUAGCAAGUGCCACAAAGCUUGAGCCUGGUUGAGCUGUCCUUUAGAGCUCUCAGUAAAAUCCUUGAACUGUGGCAUGGUGAAUUCAGUGCCACUGGGUCUAUAGCAGAAUCCAAUCCCACUUGGGCCACUGCCAUUUGAAGAGUGACUGCUAUGGCUAGUUUGCAGCACCUGCAAGCUGACUUAGGCUGACUCAUUUUUGAGUCAGAUGGCAGUUUAACUUCUAGGUCACCAGCCUAGAAGAAAUUCCUGCUGUGGUUGUAGAUGCAGCAUCAUUGCGCUCCUCCAAUGAGGAAAGGAGAUGAUGACUAUUCUUUGAGAUAUAAGAGGAACUCAGAGUUCAGAACUCCUAAACUGUUCAUUUUUUUGUCAUGUUUGCCAUGAAGUCAUUAAUUGACCUCAGACGUCACUCAGAUUGCUUUCUGAGCAAAAAAAAAAAAAAAAAGAGGAUGCAGAAAAGGCCCACAUGAAUCCAGAUAUCUUAGUGCAUCAGGCCCAGCAGUGAACAGCACAUGGAAUAGUAAGGGAAAUCGACUCAACUAUACUAGCAGCACAAGCAGUCGUUGAGUCUGAGCCCAGUAGUGGGAAUGAGAGAUUAGUGCUGGGAAACACAGUAAGUACAUAAAUAUGGAGCUAGAAAGGGAGUUCACAGUUUAUAAAUACACUCACUGUGGUAGAGGAGAGACGAGGAGAUUAGAGGAGUCCAUCUUCAGCUUUGAAAGACAUGGAAGCUGAUAUGGUGUGUACAUGAUCCGAGAUGGAGAGAAUAAUAAAGAGAAAGAUGGCUGUAUGGCUAGUGUUUAUUGCAGAUACUGCAUCAUGCCUUACUUCAUGACUUUUUUGGAAGGUCGUGACAUGUGGACGUUACCCAGGUGAUUCUCACCACCCCUGACAGUCAGGAGGGAUAAAAUAGAACUGACUCAUGCACUCAAGCUAGGGGUAAUGGAUACGUGAUUUUACAGCAUAUAAUUACAAAUUGUAUUCGUAUAACGCUUUUAACAAUAGAUACUGCCCCAGAGCAGCUUUUCUAACAAUAGACUUCAAUGUCAAAGGCAACAGUAGUGUUUCUGGAUUUCUGAGAAUUUUGUUUCUGAGAAUAAUUUUUUAGAUGAACAGUAAACACUGUCUCCAAUUGUUUGAAUAGAACUGUUCAUUAUGAUCAUCAUCUGUCUCUUAUAGAGCACCAAACGAAUAUUCACCAGAUGAACAAAGCCACUUAAUUUGAAUAGAAAAGAAAGCAAGAUGUAAAAAAGGGAUUAGCUAGUGGUAGCAGUUAAUCUAGGUGAAAUUUAACCCUGCAAAUUUGUGAACCCUUGCAAACCACCAGAAAUAAAAUAGCUAGCUUGCUAAUGUUAAUAACUGUAUCGCCCAUAAUCACCUUAUUUUUACUCCUGUCCAGCAAAGAAAACUGUAAGGGGAAAAUCCAACACAAACUACAUUAAACAAUUGUAUCCCACUUAAGUCUACUAAAUCUACAAAUCUCUGGACACCAAGUCCAUAGAGAAUGUGCUAUUUCUGGUAAUACUGCAUCAAAAAAACUGCAAAAAACUACAACCUUAUAUAAUAUAUUAAGUCAGUGGAGUGGUUGAGCGUCUGCUUACAUUAUAAAGAUCAUAUAUGCUUUAAGUUGCAUGACUCUCACAGCAAAUGCCAACACUGGACUCAUUCUUUAUGUGCUGCUGUGUUGACUGUCACAUGUAGCUGCUUUAAAAUGCAGAAUUUAUGAACAUUUUUUUAUUGUGUUUUAUUGCAAGUGGCACUGCAGUGGUUCAGGUUACAGCUCUCAGUUCGAAAUGACCUUCAGUCUACAUUCAUCACUAAUUUCUGCAGGCUUUCAUUAUCCUUUAAAUGUGUUACUUUCUCUUAAACAACUGUUUAACAAUAUUUUAGUAAACCUUUAAUGAUUUCUUUAAUCAUUAGUGGAUUUAUUUUCAGUUAUUUUUUAAAUUCACAGUAAGGUUAUUGAAUGAAGCUAUAAAAAUCACAGUGCAGCCUGAUGACUUUGCAGAAAUACACCUGAUUGUUGAAUGCGGUACUUCAUAGGGAAUGCCCUGGCACUCAUCCUUAAAUUUUAUCAAGAUUCACUUCCCUAAUACUCACCCCGUGAAUGAAUGAAUGAAUGAAUGAAUGAAGGACAGCAUGGUUACGGAUAUGAUACACAGCUGUAUUAAAGGAGUCUUUUAAAAACCAUAUAAUGCAUGGUUUGAUUAUAUUGCAUCUUAGAUUGUUCAAAUCUUUUUUUUUUUCAGUGCUUAUGUGAAUGUGAUGUUACACGUAUUGUAUGUAUAUUGUAGAAGAUUUAAUCAUUAUGCUUAAACUGUACUGCAUAGCCCUGCAUAAAUGUUCACUGAAUGAGCAGUGAGUGUCAGGUGGACCAUAGCUUUUGUUCGGUUAAUGUGGGUCAUUGCUUUUGCACUGGGCAAAAUGUACACUAGACAGUAUUAAAAUAAACUAUAAAGUAAAUUA